Messenger RNA from Silurus meridionalis, 1343 nucleotides. It is a transcript of the gene tspan2a, whose product is annotated as tetraspanin 2a. The transcript has 8 exons. The record is from RefSeq and is a predicted model, not a curated record. Gene Ontology annotation, cellular component: membrane. Bases 119 to 745 code for a protein of 208 amino acids. NCBI's taxonomy places the organism in Eukaryota, Metazoa, Chordata, Actinopteri, Siluriformes, Siluridae.
AAAGCUGGUCGAGGAGGAGAGAAGUGCUCGGUGUGGGUGAGUGAGAUUCCUGCUCGAGUUGGACUUUAAUCCCUGCGAUUUUUACCCGAACGGAGGACACACACGAGGCGCCGUCAGCAUGGGCAGAGUGCAAGGAGCCACGAAAUGCGUGAAAUACCUGCUUUUCUUCUUCAACUUUAUUUUCUGGCUCUCCGGUUCAGUGGUGUUAGCUGUGGGACUGUGGCUUAGGUUUGAUCCUAGUACAACUUCUUUACUGGAAAAUGGAGCUCCCGAAACGUUCUUUUUUGCUGUAUAUAUUUUAGUUGGAGCAGGAGGAAUCAUUAUGCUUGUGGGUUUCUUCGGGUGCUGUGGAGCAGUGAGGGAGUCACAGUGUCUUCUGGGAUUGUUUUUUUCCUGUUUACUGAUCAUUUUUGGUGCACAAUUGGCUGCAGGAGUUUUUGGCCUCUUGAACAAAGAUAAGAUCGUUGAGGAGGUUAAAAACUUUUACAAUGAAAAAGGCAAUGACACAGUCACCAGCUUGUACCGUCAAAUUCUAUGCUGUGGAGGCUCAGAGGAAAGUUCUGAAAAGACCUUGUGUUCUGAUGGUAAUACUAAGGAUUGCAUCAAAGCAAUAGAGGAUUUUUUCAAUGAGAAACUCAGCAUCAUUGGAUAUGUGGGUGUUGGCAUUGCAGGGAUCAUGAUCAUUGGAAUGAUCUUCAGUAUGAUUCUAUGCUGCGGUAUUCGGAAAAACAGAGAAGUCAUAUAGCUGCUCACAGGCCACUGCCAUAAUUUCCUGUCCUGACCUCACUGAGCCAACACAUUUACAGGCUUUGCAUAGAGUAGUGUAAAGAUAUUGUUGCAGUUUUCUCAUUUUUUUUGUUUCUUGUGUUUGUGCUGCAUUGCCACUGCAUUGAUUCUGAGUGUAACUGAAUUAACAAUUGUAUUAUUUUGGGGACCAGUCACGAUCGCAACCUGAAUUUUACGACCAGUUUAAAUAUUAUCAUGCAAAGAAAGAAUGCCUGGACAGCAUUCUCUACUCUUCCUCCUACUGUGCAUUACAGAAGAGGACUAAGUGUAAAUAGUGUAUGUAAAGAACAGAUACUACUUGCUUUCUGUUGAUGCCAUGGAUUUUUUUUAAGUGUGCAAAUGUCCAUCUUUACUGUAGUACUGUAUUGUUUAGUUUAAGAAUAUAAGUAAUGCUCUGGAAAUGUUUUAGUGGUUUUGAAAGCAAUUAUUUCCAAAUGAAGAUAAAUUGCUAAAUCCUGAUAUGAAGAUUUCAACAGCAGCACAGUAUUGUGUGGUGUGGCAUGAACAUGUACCAUUUACACUGACAUUAAACACCCAACUUAUUUGUGUCCUUUAAA